CGAAUGCAGACCAUGUGGGGCACAAUGCGAGACUUCGAGAUGGUGACACGAGGCUUUGACGAUAAUUUGCUGUUACGCAAGCCUUUAGUGAUGCAAAGUGGCCUUUUUGUAAGCGUGAGCAAGAACUUUUAGCGCUGGCGACUUGGUGGAACGGAUUUGCUCUGGAGGCGGAUUUGCUCUGUAGCUGGAUUUGCUCUGUAAGGUGGUGGCGGUGGUUGGUAUAAGGAUCGAGGGGAUCUCCUGAGCGGUGAGCUCCUAGAUACAACACAUAUUCGACAAAAUAUUUUUGGAACUUUGGAACAAUAGAGUCAUGGUGGUGCAAGUUCGUCAUCUAGAGUCAGGAAUUGCCAAUGGCCAUAAGAUCAAGGGCUGGGCUGAUGUCGACGAUCGCUUAGAAAGCCUCGAUCUUACAGUUGACGUCGACCAAAGUCGGAUCGCAUUGCUAGCCCAGGAAGACACAGAUGGCGACGGUCAAAUCACAAUCGCUGACAAGGGCCCGAAGAAUUUUACGUUGAAGGCAGUCGAUGGACAAGAAGCACAAAUCACAGGUACAUAUCAAUUGGCCAUCUUGUUGCAAGAAUUGGCCUUGGCCAGUAGAGCUGGACUGGAAAAAUGUCAGAUUCUUGGAAAACGUUUGGUGGAAGGUCCGGUCGAUCGACUCACUAGGCUGAUCCCAGAGACGUAUUGGACGAGUCUGACGAGACGACUGGACGAAUCGACAAUCGCAGCUGCUGGGCCAGAUGGGAAAGUUAGUGGAGGCGAAAGGCUUCAUAUCUACGUCCCGGCCGGAGUGCCAGAACAAUUGGCUUACUACAAUGAACUGAGCCGGAACAAGCCGGAAUUGAACUUGCAAGUGACACAGAUACCUGACGCCUCAGAAGUGUCGAAAAGUCUGAGACAGUAUUGGGAUACUCCGGGAAUCCUAGCGCUCGCUAUGGACACUGAGGGCGAUGAUAUUCGCGGUUUGGACUACACCGUGCCGGGAUACAGAUUCAACGAAUUUUACUACUGGGAUUCCUACUUUUGCUGCUAUGGGCUUCUUGAAGCCGGGAAGAUCGGCACGGUUCGUGGGAUCGUCAGGCACAUGAUCUUCCAGAUCGACCACUAUGGUUGCGUCUUGAAUGGGAAUCGAGCAUAUUACCUUCAACGAUCACAGCCGCCAUUCCUGUCUGACUUGGUCACACGAACGUACGAGCAUUUAGUGGCCAGCAAUGACGACACAGCCAUAGAGUUCCUUCACGAAGGAAUACUCGCUGCGAUCAAAGAGUACCAUAACGUUUGGUGCUGUGAGCCUCGACAAGAUCCAGUCACUGGUCUUUCGCGCUAUCGACCGAAAUCUGCUGGUGUACCUCCUGAGGUCGAGAAGGGACACUUCGAUUGGUUCCUAGCGGGGCCAGCGAAAAGACACGGUCUAACGAUUGAGGAGCUCCAAAAGGAAUACAAUAGUGGCCGACUGAAAGAUGAAGAAAUGGACAACUUCUUCCGACAUGAUCUCGCGAUGCGUGAGUCUGGCCAUGACACGAGUGCUCGACUAGUGGACGCAGCAGCAGAUCUCGCGACCGUAGAUCUCAACGCGCUCCUCUACAAAUACGAGACUGAUAUCGCUCGCGCGAUCAAGGAGAAAUUCCAGGACGCCUUGACCGUGCCAGCCGGUGUGAUGCCAGCAGACCACGAUUCCUCGACCUGCAACUCAGCCUACUGGGAAGCCAAAGCUGCAGCGCGAAAAGCCGCGGUAGACCGCUACCAGUGGAACCCCGAGACAGGAAUGUACCAUGACUACAACACUGUCACAAACCAACAAACGCCCUUCCGCAGCGUGACGACCUUCUACCCCCUGUGGAGCGGUCUCGCCAGCGAAGAACAAGCGAAACAGCUCAUCGAGGGCAUGCUGCCACAAUUCGAGCACGUCGGCGGGAUGGUCUCCACGCUGCCUCUUCCGGGAUCAUCCUGGCUGCCGCGCCAAUGGGACUAUCCUUAUGGCUGGGCACCGCAUCAGAUCCUCGUGUGGGACGGUCUGAGGAGGUACGGAUAUGCCGAUCAUGCGCACCGGGUCGCUUACCGAUGGCUGUAUCUGCUGACGAAGACUUUUGCGGAUUUCAAUGGGAGGAUGACGGAGAGGUAUGAUGUUGUGCAGAAGAGUGAGGCGGCUGUGACGGAUGGGACGGAGUAUGGGAACCAGGGGAGUAAAUUUGAUGGGGUCAAUAUUGAAGGAUUUGGAUGGACGAAUUCGAGCUAUCAGUAUGGGUUGAAAAUCAUUGGCGAAAAGUUGACGGCCGCGCUCAAGGCAGGUUUAGCUUGGGAAGACAUCGAGGGAGCUUCCGACUAGGGAGUAUUUGUGUGAUACAGUCGUCAUUUUCGGCGUGUGCCUGAAUAUUUACCAUGGCAUGACUCCAUACUCGCCAAUCGUACGCCCGUGAAUUUCUUCCUUGGGACCAAUGGCGGCUUUCACCAACUCCUUGGCUCCGUCGCGCGCACUUUUGUAACCGUUGUAAUUGUUGAUCUUCGUCGCACAAUAGCCUGGAUCUGAUGAUGAGACGACGAAACCCUCCUUUUCAAGCACAGCAGCAUAAUGUUGCACAACCAUACUCAUGGCCGUCUUCGUAGAUCUGUAGAUGAUCCAUCGAUCCGCA
Dissoconium aciculare CBS 342.82 is the source of this 2630-nucleotide messenger RNA. RefSeq names its product glycoside hydrolase family 37 protein. Gene Ontology annotation, cellular component: cytoplasm. Gene Ontology annotation, molecular function: alpha,alpha-trehalase activity; calcium ion binding. Bases 311 to 2326 code for a protein of 671 amino acids. The transcript is spliced from 6 exons. NCBI's taxonomy places the organism in Eukaryota, Fungi, Ascomycota, Dothideomycetes, Mycosphaerellales, Dissoconiaceae. Gene Ontology annotation, biological process: trehalose catabolic process. The record is from RefSeq and is a predicted model, not a curated record.